Molecule: messenger RNA, 10272 nt
Organism: Dermacentor andersoni
Lineage: Eukaryota; Metazoa; Arthropoda; Arachnida; Ixodida; Ixodidae
Gene: Mnn1
Product: menin 1
Biological process (GO): regulation of transcription by RNA polymerase II; negative regulation of cell population proliferation; negative regulation of cell cycle
Cellular component (GO): nucleus; chromatin; histone methyltransferase complex
Molecular function (GO): transcription cis-regulatory region binding; chromatin binding; Y-form DNA binding
Source: RefSeq, a predicted model, not a curated record
GACGUAGAUUAAGGCAUACCGGAAAGACAAAACGCCGAUAUCGACAUACUCUCGUUUAUUUGCAAUAUGUGACGCGCGUGUCGGCAGGUGUGAACAAAAGCGCUCGAAGCUGCUGCUUUUGCAAAUGGGAAAAGGGAAUUCUGCCACAUCAGACAGUGGACUGAUCCCACAGAAUAGUGGAACGCAAUUAAAGCACAGCUACCCGAAACAAAUGCAUCGAUUUCUGUCAACAGCAGCUAAUAAGACUGACGGCGGUUUAUUUCGUCCGUUCCUUUUUUUUUUCCUCAGUGCUCUUUAGCUUUCCAAGAACAGUCUCUAGCACGCGCGUCAGGCAUGACGCCAUAAACUCUACGCGUGACGCACUCAAUGCGGCAGCUUUCUUAUUUUUUUCACUGCGCGAAGCGGAAUGGUAAGUCGCGACCCGCGCCUCGCACGGCGGCCGCUAGGGCUGCGCGGGUUAAAAAAAAAUUAAAAUAAAAAAAACAACCGAGAUGUCCAUGCGCGCGCCGCGCGCGGCGGUGCGCAGCGGACUCAAAACAAACAUGGCGCUCGGUGCUGGCGUGAAGCGUCAUUUUCCGAUGCGCAAAGUGGACGAUGUUGUCGAGUUCUUUCGAGCGCAGCUCGAGAGCGACAACGAGCCGGACCUGGCGUUGCUGUCCAUCGUGAUCGGGUACAUCGAGAACCUGCUGACAUUCCACCGCAACGUCGGCGUCGAACCGGCGUCAGGCGGCGAUCAGCGGCAGCCGUGCUUCCCCGUCGUCGAGAUCGGUCCCAUUGAAGCGCUGCAUGCCAAGUUCGCCUGUCAGAUCAAGGGAUCGCUCGACCUGAGCGCCAUCGAAACGGACUCUCCGGCCGGUCUGCGUGAUCUCAUCAAGCGAGUGUCGGACGCGAUCUGGUCGUCUCUUACGAGGAGUUACUACAAGGAUCGGCCUCACCUCCAGUCUCUCUACAGUUAUCUCACCGGAAACAAGCUGGACUGCUUUGGUGUGGCCUUUGCUGUAGUAGCUGCUUGCCAGGCAAUGGGGUUCCCGGAUGUCCACCUGGCCCUGUCGGAGGACCACGCAUGGGUCAUAUUUGAAGAGCGUGAAGAGACAGCUGAGGUCACUUGGCACGGCAAAGGCAACGAGGACAGGCGAGGCCAGCCCAUACCGCAGGACAAGAGCUGGCUGUACCUCAAUGGCCACGCCAUUCCGUGCACACGGGCGACCGAGGUGGCCGCGCUCGUCUCCGCCAUCAACCCCACCAUCACGCCCACCACAGACAGCACCGAGCUUGUCAACCUCCAACAGCAACUGCUAUGGCUCCUGUACGACAAGGGCCACCUCCGGAAUUACCCGAUGGCGCUGGGGAACCUCGGAGAGCUGGAAGGUCUGUUUCCAACGCCGGGUCGGCCUCCGCCACAGGACCUGUUUGCAGAAGCCGUUCAUGCGUCGCGCACAUACUACCAGAACCACCAUGUUUACCCCUACACCUACCUGGGCGGCUUCCUGUUCCGCAGCGGGCGCCUCAAAGAGGCGUUGCGUGCGUGGGCAGAUGCGGCUGAUGUUAUUCGAAAGUUCAACUACGGCCGUGAGGACGAGGAAAUCUACAAGGAGUUCAUGGAGAUUGCCAAUGAGCUGGUGCCGCAGCUGGUCAAGCUCAGCAGCACGGGGGACGGCUCGCUUCUGCAGGAUCCGAGCUGCUUCGCACACUUGCUGCGCUUCUACGACGGCCUGUGCGCCUGGGAAGAAGGUUCAGCCACGCCCGUGCUCCACAUUGGCUGGGCGCGACCACUUGUCGGGACCAUCGCCAAGUUUCCAGCGUCGGUGAGGGCAGCGGUGUCGGUGCACGCCUCGACAGGAGACGAGGGCGAGGAAGUGGAACACAAGAACCACAAGGAUGCGCCGCCCUCGGUCUCUAAGGAAGACUCCAAAAAAGGCAGCGAGACGUCAUCACAAGACAGCCUCAUGGCUGAUGGCAAGGAGCCGAAGGAGGAGGACUUCCUCAAGAGCCUGGAGAACCAGCUGGGACAGAGCAACGGCCCGCCUCACCCCGAUAUCGUCGCCCUGGCUGCGGCAUGCGCCGAGAACAUCCUCAACCCCGACUACCUCUUGGGCUGCGGGGAGCCCUUCUCAACCAAAAACGGCAACAACGGGCUUUCCGCCCUGAAAGCCUCAGAGUCGGACUUUAUGGUCGGCGACCUCUUUGACCCCAAGGUCAAUGGCCACACGAGCACCGAUGACCUCAUUCGGGCUGUUCAGCAGGAGGCCAACAACAACAACAGCUUCAGCUUCGACGAUGACGACCUAGAUCUGGAUGAGGCAAAGGCAGCGCUUACUGCGAAGCCGGAGAAGUCAGGAAGCCGGAGUAGUGGCGAUGGUGGUGCGGCGACAGUCACGCUGUCGAGUCAAAAGAUGGCAGGCCUCAAGGAUCUCCUUCUUGCAGAGAAGCUGAACACCUCAGCGAUCCAACUGCAGCUGACGGCUCAGUCACAGGUCCAAGUCGUCAAACGAGGCCAAUCCAAUCCAGCUGGCGGGCCCCACGAAGCCACAACACGACACUCCAAGAGGAUGCGCCGGGAAUAGAAAGCAGGGCCAUCAAACUUCACCAUCGCUGUUGAAACCCCGCUGUGCCGGUUCUGCACUGCUAAGUGAUCGCUUGUCGUCUGCUUGCACUUAGCAUCAUUUGCAGACGUACGCAAUCUCUGUUGGUUUUUAACGGCAGAUUGCUAUCCCCGAAAUUGUAAAAAUUCUUUGGCUUGGCGCUUUGUGCUGCGGCUUGCAGGUGGCCUUUGCUUGAAAUGCUGCGAGUCUGUUUGAGUGCAGGGCGGAGUGCACCAUUUUGUGAAAAGUGUUGUCGCGGCAAUGUGUGAAAUGUUUUAGAUCGAUUUGUUAGGUCAGAAAAGGUGUAGUUGUCGCUUCUUCAUUUUCUUCUUUAUUUUCUUUAUUUCUUUUUCCUUUAUUUUUUUUUGCCGGUGUUGACGCAGCCUUGAGUCACACUGCAAAGUUGUGUUAUUGUUCGUCAGACCAUCACUUUUUUUUAUUGGUCAGUGUUGUUUAGAGGCUGGAGGGAGAAGUGUUUUCAUUUACCUUCCGCCUUCCCCACCCCUCUUUCUUUUUUUGCAUGUACAGACCACAGGUUCAACCAAAGUUGAACUUUGUCAGGGGCACCUUAAACGGCGUUGACGUGGCCAUUAAUUUAUGCACUUUGAUGCCCGGUCGAGGUUCACUUUAUCACUGUCGUAGACAUGUCCUUCUGUUGAACCAGGGCUGGGAUGUCAUUUAAGUGCUCUUGUGUAAAUCGUGAAUGCCCGGUAUGAAGCUUUAAGACUUUUUUUUUAUUACGUUUUUUUGUGUUGUGCGAAUGUAGUCACCUGCAUUUAAGAGAGCACUGCAGCAGCAGUGCUGCUCGGCGGCAUUUGUUUCUCGCACAUUACUUAGACAUCCUUGGUCUCGCAUUGUUUUGAAUGUGGGACGCACAAGACUGGGGGGACCACACUUUCCAUUAUUCAGUGGCGCACAGCUUGUGUAACGCUUAGUCCAGUGUAAUGCCUGUGCCAGAUUGAAGUUCUUGAUAGCGCAGAAUGCUUAUAGAGCGUUCAGUGCUUUUAUCUAUGCCGUGUGGCUUGGGUUGAUAGAAGCUUUAUUACCUAUCUAAAAUUGAAUGGCAAGCCCUAAGGUCGUACGGUGAUGUGUGUUUUUAUUCUUGCAACCUCAAAACAAGGUUUCGCACUUGCCACUACCUUGUGCUCACUGAAAUUUUCAACAAUGUUGCAUUUCUUGAUCCUCAUCGAUCAGUCACACCUUGUAUCCUUGUUUGCUUCGUGCAAACUCUUAGCUGCUGACGCUUAGCAAAACCAAUUAAAAUCUCCGCAGCAGUUCGCUAUUCUCGUGGCGGAAAGCGUAUACAACAGUGUUUUUCACUAAUGCCACAUAAACAAGAUAAGCUAAGAUGCCAAGUGCAUAUUAUUGAACGAUGCGUACCAAAGAAAUGCAGUGUUGUCACAAAAUUUGAGGUAGAACUAAGUAGCGAUAAGGCCCAAGUCUUUUUUUAAAGCUGUUCUAAUGAAUACACAGGUCACUGUAGCUACGCUUGUAGUUGAGAUAGGGAUGGUACUCACAGUAGGCACGCUUUUGGUAUGGUGGAAUUGCCUUUGAGGAAAGAGAUGGCUGUUUGCAACUUUAUUCCUCAUUAACCUUGCGGAGCUUAACUUUACGACAACAUGCGCAGCGACAAGUCAAAUGUCACAGUAUACUUGUGAGGUUUAUAUGUGUAUAUAUGUGUACAUAACUUAUGGUCUUAUCUUUGGUUGACGUCUAGUCGAGCAUGGUCAUUUUGUGUACUUUAGUGUGGGUAAUAUAAUUUCAUUUUCUUCUUUCGGGAGCAAAAAAAAAAAAAAAAACAUGAAUUUCAGAAUUUUACGCCUUGGAAAGUGGGUACAAAAAAUCUUUUUCGAAUUUCUGAAUAUGUUUGGCUUUGCUGGUCUGUCCAAGCAUGGGGGCGUUUGUUUCAUUGAGUUUUCGUUAAUUCCUUAAGUUAAUCGUAGCAUUUCUGUUUUCUUUAUUUGCAUGGUUAUGCAGGCACCCGUGGUACCUUUGGGGUUGGGAGCACUUUGACGCCAUCUCUUUGAUGUAGUUAUAUUGUGAUUUUGCGCCAACACUCCACAUAUUUGCAUGGCGUGGUAUCUUUUAGAAGUGUUGAUUCUCAUUUUUCCAGUCUGUAAUACCACAGUGCUAACUUAUCUCUGUAGCUACCUCCCACGUUGGUGCAUGAUCUUCAGUGCACAGGUAAUGCUCAUGUUGCAGUUUAUUUUCUGUCAGACAAUGGUCAUCAAGCCUUAGGAAGUCUGCAGCGCUUGUGGUGAAAAAGGCAAAAUGCACCGACCUGGUGUGUUCUUCUAUAUUCAAGUUCCAGUCACACAGGCACUUUAAGCAUUUAGAGGAUUUAUAUUGUUUCAUUUCGCACACACAAGAUGGAGGAAAAACGACACUAAUGAAUUCAGCAAAGCACGAGCCACCAACUAACUGUCUGUCUUGUUCUUUUUCAAUAUGUGCUUACUAUAGGCGAUAAUUGAGCUUAAGCUUAAGUAAAAGGUUAAAAAAAGAAGGAAGAUUUUUAAAUGUGACAAUUGAAGGAAAACUUAGGCCAGCAGAGCUGCCUUUCUUUUUACUAGGUUCUUCUCCAAAUUGCACAGGAAGUAGUGGAACGUUUUGAAUGCACCUAAACCAAGUGAUGGAAGGUGAACUUCGUGUGGGUGAGGGAUAAACACUUGCUUUGUAGGAACGUUCGGGUCGAUACAGGUAACUCAGGUUUGCAAACCCCUAAAUUAGGGUUUCCACUUCUGUCACCACAGAAGUGUUGCUGCAAAAAUCUGGCAGGCGACGGUGCUAGGCACCGCAAUGCGAAAAGCAGAUUCAAAUGAAGCGAUGAAGCUGUGAGUAACCUUAUGCAGCUUCGAAGCCCGAUAAUGUAGGUGGCAAUUAUUUUAUAAUGACGAAGCAAAAUAAUCGUAGUACACCAUAUUCAGCAUGCACCGCAGUUAAAUACAUUGGCCAUGAAGAACGGUUAGCAUAAGUGACCGGUGACCGGAGCGGCAGAGUCUCAAAUCGUGCUGCUACUGCGAAGGAAUAGACACACAGUGAGAGUACUGGGCCCUUCCUUGUAUGUGAAGCGUGGGGAAGGUUGCCAGUUACCUACAUCAGCAUUCGAGCGACUGUGCAUAUAUAUAUAUAUAUAUGACAAUCUUUUCAUCUCACAUUUGUUUGAUGGCCAGCCAUUAUUUUUCCCAAACAGCAUCAGGAGCAACUGCCUACCAAAAUAACCUUGUGCAUGAGGAAUGGGAAUGGCCUGGUACUCUUAUUGCUCUAUCCACGUGCCGUCAUGCGGCAUUCAGUAUUGUAGUUUUGCCACGCCGAUCGUCAGUCACUUGAGCGAAUAAUUUUUCGAGAAAGCAUUGUGCGCCUUCACCGAAAUUUCAGCCUAGAAGCUUGGAAAUCAAUACACUCAGUUUUCUAAUUCACUCCAUCUAGUUGGCAGGAGUUCUCUUGACACAAUUUUUUCAAUUGUUUAUCCACCAAAGGCCAGAAUGCUGUUAAAUAGAUGCCGCUGAAAAGAUUGAACCAGUAGCUGUCAACAUCUGCAAUAAACUGUCGCUUGCAAAACUCUACAGGUGGCAACCCUAACUGCGCUAGAAGUGGCGCAAAAUGUGCACCCUGGCAUAGUGGCGUUAGAGAGCCAGAAGAGUGUUGACUCAUUUGAAUUGGGAGAUGCACACUCGAAGUGUCGAAGUUUAUGGUACCGUGUGGAAGUACUCGGAAGUACUAACCUAAGCUUCCGGCCGACUUUUGCAUUAAUAGGGGCCAAGCACACUAACCAGUGCUACACCAAAGAGCUUACUUUCCUCCUUAGGGCCGAUUUUUGUUUCAUAUCACUGUCUCUUGGAGAGCACUAAAUGGAUACAUUAGGGCAAGCUAAUUUCUCUCCAAGGUAUCUGCUGCCCCCCUUUUUUUCAGAUGAAUUAUACACGCAAAGGGCAUGGGGACUCGGGAUAUUACAGUACUUGUGUCCUCUCUAUGGAGUAACAUAGACAGGAAUGCCGACUCUGCUUGUCUGGAAGGGACAGAUCCUGAAGCGCUGGUUGCCAGUUCACAGCGCAUUUGCCAGAUGGCGCUACACGUGAGAGAAAAAUGUGGAGGUGGGCGUGAGGGGGGGGGCUGCUCCAAUCAACCAACGGAGUGGGUAGAGUGUGGGUGCGCGGCUGUGGCAAGCUCAGGCUACUCGGCCAUUGCUAUAGAAACGGCGUUAGGCCAUGCUUAACCAUGCUCCCGAUCCUCUUUGCAUAUUCGUUGUGUCGUCUGCUCAGCGAAUGCUGUAGCACCAGUAGCACGCAUACGUAUUGCAGUUCACGGAGAGGCGUUCGCAGGCGAAACAUUCCUUCACUUUAAUUAAUUUACUCGAAUUAUACCUUACAGGCCCCAUGUUGUGCCUUGAUUAAAUGGAAUUGUGUUAGGUGCAGAAACAAAAAUCAUGGAAAAAUGAAAUAUGAAGGCUAUGCAAGAAAAAAGAAAGUAGAAAAUGGGGGAGCGGCGGAUACAACGGCCGUCUGUGGGGUGUCGAGCUAUGUCAGGAGACAGUGUAAAUAAACUUUUAGGGCAAUGGUGCCUUUUAUUACUGUUUUUGUUUUAGUGUUGUUCAAGUAGACAGAUGCAUCGCUUGCGUCUUUUCCUACGAUGCUUUUUGUGUUGCCCGGUUCUCUCCGUAUCUUGUGGUGGUUCAUGAAGGCAGAAGCUUGACUCUUUCUGUAUGCAGAAAUUGCUCCGGCAAAAGUCAAUUUUGAGUUGCGCUUGAAGAGUUGGUGCUGUCGUCAUUUCGUGCUGUGGGGCUGCUGGGGCCGCUUUCUUCAGCAAAAAUCGUCGUUGCAAGGCAUAUUGAAACCAUGCUCUUCACUGAACAGAUCCCUGUAAACUCCGGGAUGCAAAUCUGAGAAUUACCAUUAUGGCAUGUGCCCGGAUGGGAGAACGAACCUACAGUGUGUGCACUUGUAGACAAAUUGUUGUCCUUCUGCCUUUCUGCAUUGAUGUCUUGUGGUAGCUUUUGGCAUUCAGCAUCAGUGAGUUGCGCCUCGCUUUCUUCGAAAAUUGUAGAAACUGCUUCCUUUCGAAGUUGACCAAAGGACUUUCUUUUCGUUGCCGCACUUGUAAAAAAUAAUGUGCUACUCGAAAUUUGGCGCACGUUUUGUAUUUUGCUUUAGGCAGUCGCAUACUUCCAGGAAUUUUCUGUCACCACUGCUGCAGCAGCUGCGGAUCAGAUGGUGCUGUGAAGAGAGAAAGCUUCUCUUGUUCCUUGCCAUAUCCGGAUUUAUAGCGGGGGCACAAAGCACUUUAUCGGUUACUAUUCUGUUGUUUUGCCUUUUCAAGGACGAGUAUCAACACACCUUGUUCCAUUGGACAUGAUUAAACAUACUGCAUGCAUAGUAAACAAAGUGCUGAACACGAAAAGUAUGUAGCAGACAACCUUCACUUCUGCACAGGUGUUCGGACGUAGAAAACGUGUACAUCUGCUGCGCCUUUUCAAACAACUCUACUUUAGCGCUCACGUCUUAGGUGUCCGUUCCUGCGGUGAGCAUUGGCGUAACCGAGCAGGCGAGCAUAGCAAAAGAGCGAAUGCGGAUCACUGCGUGGCAUGAAAGACAAGGAGGAAAGUGGAGGAGGAGGCUGCGGCGAAACCAGGAGGCGGAAAGCAGAGGAAGGAGGCAUGGCGAAAGGGGGACAAGAAAAGCGUAGUGGGGCAACAAUGGCUACGAGAUGGCACCAGAGCAGCGAGCAUCCCCACGCGCUGGCCCUCGCGAUCUCCACGUUAGCGAGGCAGUCACACUAUGCUUCACUCCAUUUGCAACCUGCUGCUCCGUUCGCAACGUGCUGCACGAGACAGAUUGUCCAUGCCAGCCAAUAUAUAGAGAAAUGAAAACAUGCAUAGAGCUGCGCUCAAAUUUUGCAUUAUGGAGUAUCGUAUUCGUCGGUGAAUUCCUUUAGUCUGCUUUCUGCAGGGACAUGUACAAAUGCUUUCUAUAUGUGCACAAAGAGCAGGGGGCAUGUGUACAUUUGCAUCCUUUUUAUUUGUGUGCACAUAAUCUUGAGUUUCAUCGCUGUUGAAUUGAGAUGGCCAAAGGUCCGAUUGUGCGGUGGUGGAGUCGGCACUACUGUCUGUCUUACUCCAUAGUCCAGUCUUAAGGAAAAGGACAUUCAACCUGUACACUUCUGCUGCCUUAUUGCAGUAGGAGGGCCUAAAUCAGUGAAAGGAAUAACAAAUUUUGCAUUGAAAUCAUAGUGUUGCUAAACCAUUGUGUAUUUUUAACUAACACCUGCUGAGACAGCUUUAAAAGAACAGUGUAGCAGUAUAGCCUAAUCUAGUGCUUGCCUUUAGUGUCGCUUAAAGCAGUACUGACACAACAUUUUGGACUUGUAAUUUUUCCACGUUUUCCAUGCACACAAAACAAACUGGCAAGUGUCAAAGCACCCUGUAUAACUUAAGCUUACUGUAAUGCUUGUUUCUAUAAACCAGUUUCAAUUUGGGGACGCAGGAGGUGGUUGCGUCAUGAUGUGCUAGCCAGCUUCAUUUCUGCAAUUGCUGUAGCUGCCACACGCAUGCGCAACCAUCUUGUUCAUUUGUUUUAUGAGCAAAGCCAUCACACCUUUAUUUCUAAGUGAUGUCAGCAAUCUUUCUCUGCGCCCUGACAUCACGAUAAUGUUGACGACGCUGGGUACAGAAUUUUGAGACCAACGUUGAUGGGAAAUUCUAAAACGGGCAGAACUCAUCAACAAUGACUGCCCAGGCAGUGCGAAUAGCAGUAUAUUGGGAUAAAAAUAUAUUUAUUUUAAACAAUCAGUGAGCGCAAUGUAUGUCCCCAGAACGUUCUGGGAGGAACCUGAACAGAAUGGGACUGCACUAGAGUGGACCUUCGCUUCGACUAGUCUAGAUAUUUUUCUCCACAUAAAUAAUCACUUCUGCAUUCUGAAAUUAAGUCCUACUUCAGCCAACUGACAGAAGUUUACAAGUUCGUUAUUCAGAACUUGGAUGCUAUCGCAUAGUUUUUGCAAAGCACCAGUGCUUCCGGCAGUUCUAUGUGCUUUGUGAGAACGGCUUUUUGUGUGAGCAACGCAUGGUAGAGUGCCCACGACUUCAAGGAUAUGCGUUGGUACUCCUCUAAAUGCUUCCCAUGCAGGCAGACAUUGCUAGCUGCAAAGUACUAGCAAGCUGUGCCAGGUUUCUUGAGCACGCCGUUGUUCCAUACUGCGCUUGAUUUUGAUUUUUUUUAAACAUGGUAUUUCGACAUCGCAGAUGCGGUAGUACUAGCAUUGAGCAGCAUUAGCGUGCGUAGAAAAAAAAAAGCAUUUUGUACUGUUCGUGCCUGCCUGCUGCACAAUUCAAAGCACCUGUUAACAGGCCACAGUUUUUUCACUUUGAAACACGUAGUUAGCACUACUCAUGUAUGAAGAAAACAAAACACUUUUUUUUCUUCAUCACUACCAUACCCGGAUGUGGAAUUUGUCAUAAGACAAGUCACGAAGGCAGUAAUGGCACUAGUGGCAAGUAAUGUGAGAGCAGCAGUGACAGGAUUUUCUGAGGUCACAGUAGCAUGCUUACGAAGUAGUUAUUAAUAGGUUUUAGUUUAUUGUUAAGCCUGCCUUUAUGUUGGAAGAAAAUUUAUCAUUGCUCAUCAAUUUUAAUUGAGUUAAUUGAAGAUGAAUUCAUCAAAUUGAAUGGAACUAAGGCCUAGGACGUGAAAUAAAGAAA